AGAUCCUGUUUCCAGCCUCACCUUUUCAUCUGAACUUGGUUUUAAGCUUUUGCCACCAUGCCUGCUGAUUACAAUGGGACGUGGGAAAUGGAAACCAAUGAAAACUUUGAAGGCUACAUGGUUGCUUUAGAUAUUGAUUUUGCGACUCGUAAGGUUGCAAAACACUUGAAACAAACAAAGGAGAUUAUUCAAGAUGGAGAUAAUUUUAAAACAAAAACACUCAGUACUUUCAGAAACUAUGAACUGAAUUACACCGUGGGAGUGGAGUUUGAAGAGCAUACCAAAGGACUGGAUAAUCGAGUGGUAAAGACACUAGUGACCUGGGAUGGUGACAAACUGGUAUGUGUUCAGCAAGGUGAAAAGAAAAACAGGGGCUGGAAGCAUUGGAUUGAAGGGGACCUACUGCAUCUGGAACUGACAUGUGAAGACCAGGUGUGCCAUCAGAUAUUUAGGAAGAAAAAAUAAAAUUUACCAGAAAGCCACACAGAUCUUCAUCACACUAACAUGCUGUUAUGUUUUGUCUAAAAAGAAGAAUGAAGCCAGAUUUGCAAUAAUUCUUUGACAUGGCUAUGUGGAUGUAUUUUGUGCAUGUUUAUGGAAACAAUUCAUUUUAUAGAAAUAGCAUCAAACAGUUAUGGACAUCAUAAA
Messenger RNA from Pterocles gutturalis (yellow-throated sandgrouse), 648 nucleotides. RefSeq names its product retinol binding protein 2, cellular (gene RBP2). NCBI's taxonomy places the organism in Eukaryota, Metazoa, Chordata, Aves, Pterocliformes, Pteroclidae. Gene Ontology annotation, biological process: fatty acid transport. The coding region runs from base 58 to 465 and encodes 135 amino acids. The record is from RefSeq and is a predicted model, not a curated record. The transcript has 4 exons. Gene Ontology annotation, cellular component: nucleus; cytosol. Gene Ontology annotation, molecular function: fatty acid binding.